Messenger RNA from Notodromas monacha, 4544 nucleotides. Lineage: Eukaryota; Metazoa; Arthropoda; Ostracoda; Podocopida; Cyprididae. The record is from the annotation of a GenBank genome assembly.
AUGUCUACUUAUUGGAACAUUGGAAAAGCCCAGUCUGAGCCUUGCUUUUCCUCUGACUCUUUUCCCAGAGUGACAUGCAUAAGAUUCUGCAUCACUCAUGAGCCUUGGCUCAAAGUCCUGCUGAAUGAAGAAAAAAGUGCUGUCAAUUUUCUUGUGAUAUGGGAGACAGACAUGUCACAGCAAUCAGCAGUUAGUAACAUUGGACAUCCAUCAGCGCCACCUGGUGGAGCCAGAGGGAUUAACAGACAUGCUGAAGCAGCAGCAGAGAGUCAAGAAGGGGUUGCUCAAAUUGUUCACAGGAUCCUUUUGCAGAGUGCCCAUGUGAUUGUGCCUGAGAAGCUGGCAAAAGCUCUUUCCUCUACUGUAGCAGAUGUUGGCAACUGUGGCAGCAGUCAGCUGAGCAACUGCAAUAGGCCAGGCAGUGAUGCCCCAUCAGCACCACAGCAGCAACAGCAACAGCACCAACAAACUCAGGGUGCCAUUUUGGGCCUGUCUCUCUUGCUGUUCCUCCUCCUGGCCUUGGUCAUCAUGGCUGCCCUCAUAUGGAUAGUCCACUUGUCACUUGCUCUCACACAGGCUCGCCAAGAGAUUUUUUACUACAAUUCCUCAUCUUACAAUGCCUAUGACUAUUAUGGCUCUGCUGCUGUGGACAAGAGUGAUGAUGACCCAGUGAGGCUUGGGCAUUCUGGAAAUGACAACUGGAGAGACUCUGGAAUCCAGAAUGAUCGUUAUGGGGUUGAUGACCAUGCUGCUUUCAAGAUGGAGAGGGACAGCAGCACUGCAGCCGGCGGGUUGAUGGCGCACGACCUGAGAAACGACACGCGACAUCUAGUUGUCCCGCCGGAGAUCAUGCGGCGUUUCGGCGUCGAGUACGUCCAGAUGAGCCCCGAUGGCGUCCGCGCCCUGUUGCAGAGCGAAGUGACGCCCGUGUUCAAGUACUCCGAGUUGUCCAUUUGGCGAGUGUGGCACACUCAGCGCAAGACCGUGGUCAGGCUCAAGCCGCCCCUGGGGCACACCAACGUGUUGGAGGAUUAUGCUGGAGAUAGGCUGUACUUUGCCGAAUGGGCCCCUGACUCCCAGGGCAUAGUUUUUUUGUACAGAACAAAACUGUUUUGGCAACCCUUGCCCAUCAAGUCUGAAAUUCCAGCCAUUUUGUUGCAUCAGUAUCCAGACUUUUUGCACAGAACAGUGUUCCUUGCCAUGCCUGACUGGUCCUAUGAAGAGGAUGUGUGGUUCUCUGGUCGCGCUCUGGCAAUGGAUGGCGGUGCCUCUGGCAAUCGGGGCACAACCAAAAGAGUGGCAUUUGCAGUUGUCUAUUCCAAACAUGUGGGAGCAGCAGCAAUUCCUCAAUAUGGAGAGCAGAAUGCUUUCUACCAAUAUCCCAAAUUCACUGAAAUCAAGUACCCAAAGGCAGGUUCAGCAUUGCCAGUUGUGAGGCUGUAUGUGAAGAAUGUGCCUCAGCAUCCUACAGAGAAAAUCAGUGGAACUGCUGAUGUCCUUCUUGAAGAGGAAGACACCAAGAACUUGAUUUUAAUAAAUCCCCCUGAACCAAUCUUGGAUGAGUUCCAGCAGGAAAAAGAAAACCUCUUGCUGGCAAAGUUUGCCUGGAUCCCUGGCCAUGAUGGUCACCUAAUGGUGGUAUGGAUGAACAGGGCUCAAAACACCUCAUGGUACACUGUGUGCAAAGAACCAAAACACGCAGACAGCCAGGAAAUCUUUGACUAUGAAUGCACAGUGGUGCAUACACACAAAUCCAAGCACUGGAUUUUGCUGACCAAGACCCUGGUGUUCAACAAGGCUGGCACUUUUGUGCUGGACAUUUUCCCCAGGAAUUGCAUUGGAGACUCUGAGAGGAAAGAUGAUGAAGAUGCUCCAUAUGGCAUCUUCCAAAUCAGCACAGAUCCAGAAAAAUCAUGGAUUCAUGUACUGGGUUCAGCCUCUGUGAUCCCUGACCAGUUUGGCAUCCUGCACUGGUAUGAAGAUGAGGGUGAGCAUGCUGGCAAGGAUACCCCCACCAGUUGGGUAUUUUAUGUUGGGGUACCAUCUUUGAACACCACUCAAUCUCAUGUGUACAAGUUGGCUGCUGGGUCCAACAUUUCAGAAGAUGACAGAAAGCCAGAAGAACACCACUGCCUGACAUGUCUGUUGUCCAACUCCAGAGACCAACCUUGUCUCUACAACUUGGCAAGUUUCAGCCCAACUGGGCGCUAUUUUGCCAUCAGCUGUGAAUCCCCAUUUGAACCACCACAGCUUUCCAUCUAUGAAAUGCACUCAUUCCGCAAAAUGGUGGUGCUGAAUGACAACCAAGCUGUUUUUGACCUGCUGACUCCUCUUCUGCCAAGUUUGCCCUUGAUUAGAGAUUUGGGGCCAUUCACUUUGUCCAAGAACAAGAGAGAUAAAGGUGCUGUGGGCAGUGCCAGGUUGUUUCUCCCAUCAGACCUCAUUGCCAAUCUUGACAAUAAUGGCACUGAUGGUGCAGAUGUAGGAAUUGACCCAUUCCCUCUGGUGGUGCAUGUGUAUGGGGCACCAGACCAUAAGCUCAUCACAGACUCAUACCUCUUCAACACCAAUGCUGAAGGUCUGGCAGUUGCCUUAGCCUCAAGUCAUCGCAUUGCAGUUCUCUUUGUGGAUGCAGUUGGAAGUGCUUACCAACCAGUCAAGAGGAUCUUCAACUCAGCUGAGAAUCCUUUAGAUCCAGAGAGUGAGGGUUGGGAGCCAUUGCUGACAGGCAAGAGACAGGCCUUGGAGCAACUGGAAGCCAUUAGGACAGUGACUGAGUUGCCAUUCAUAGACACAGACAAAGUUGCAAUUUGGGGGUGGAGCUAUGGUGGGUUCUUGGCUGGACAUGUGAUGGCAUUGGACCAAGCUCAAACUAUUGGCUGUGGAGCCCUUGUGGCACCUGUGGUCAACUGGAUCUACUACAGCGCCCUCUAUGCAGAGAGGGGUUCAGACUUGGCAGCCAAACCUUACCUGUUCAGAAACAAGACCUUGUUGCUGGUCCAUGGGUCUGGUGACAGCAAUGUGCACAUAGAAAACACUAUGGCUCUGGUGGCAAGUCUGCAGACAGAUGGUAUCCUGAACAACUUCUGCAGGGGAUUUGUUCAAAAGCUGGUCUUUCUAUUCCCAUACAAGGAUGAAGAAGUUUGGCUGUUGGAAGAUGUGAAGAAAAGAGCUGAAGCCAUGUUUCAAGAAGCCCUGGGCAUUAUGGAGGAUGGACUAGAUGCAGAUGGCGCCACUGGAGGCUGGAAGCUAAACAAGGAAGGGGAGGCAGGUGCAAUGCUUUAUUCCAGGAAGCUUUCUGGAAGUAAAAGAGGGAAGAUGCCUUUGCCAGCAGAGCAGUUCAUGGAGAAGUUCUUCUCAACUGAAGCCUGGAUCACCAUGCCACAAUGGAAUGAGACUAUUCUAGAUGCCAGAGUGUUGCAGACACUUAAGAACCAGUACGUUGUGUGCUAUGAGAGCCUGGGGCCAGUCAAACUGGUGACUGGGGUGUGUCCCCCAGUCAAGGGCAUAGUGAGGGCAGAGUGUGGGCCAUGUUGUGUCAGGGUGGUGCCAGACCCUGAGAGUCCCUCAACCAGUUCCUUCCUCACCUGGACUGUGGACAUGGACUUCAAGCUCCAGUGGUUCCCUGAUGCAGUCUUCAACCAAAUCUUCCACAUUAUGGCUGCUUCUGGUAGAGUGACCACAUUCAAACAGCGCUCUUCUGCAGCUGAGCUUGAUGCCCUGGAAGUGGAAGCAGAGAGGAUUUUUUCAGCAGGAUGGGAAUAUUACUGCAACAAGACAGACUGGAAAUUGAAUAAAGAAGGUGCUAAUGGUGCUGUCAUCUAUGCCAAGAAGAACCCACACCCUACUGGCAACAAGACAUUGUUCAAGCUCUAUGGCAGAGUGGAGCUGAACCAAGACCUGUUUGUGAAAAAGUUCCUUGGGAUGGAAGAAGCAGAGUCUGUGCCCAAAUGGAACACUACCAUGGCCUUGGUGCAGCAGCUUCAGGCUCUGGGCCCUGAGACUCACAUCAUGUACCAGGCCACCACUGCCAUUGGGCCAGGUGGGAUGGUGUCCUCCAGGGAUGUCACAUUGCUCAGGCGCAGUAAGAAGUUGCCUAUUCAUCCUGAUCAAGGAAUCAAAGGAGGUUACAAGUUUGUGCUUUGCUAUGCAUCCAUCAAACUGGAUGAUGUGCCAGCAGUAAAGGGCAGGGUUCGCGCAGAGUGUUUCCCCAGUUUGGCAGUGGUGGAACCAGCGCCUGAUAACCCAGAGGGCGCUGUCUUCCUCACCUGGGUAGUUGACAUGGACCUCAAGCUGUCUUACAUCCCCACUGCCAUCUUCAACCAGGUUUUCCAGUAUCUGCUAUUUGACAACAUGCACUGCAUUGUGGAAAGAAGCAAAAAGCUAGCCAUCAAUCCUGAUGAUGAAGAAAAUUGACUGCUUUGCACAAUUGCUGGUCUUUCUGAGCUGCUGCAAAAUAAGUGCCCAAAACAAUGGGAAUUUCUGUUAUUGUCCUAACAUUUGUCCACCAAACACAGGCCAAAAAUAAAUGAGUGCAGAAACUG